UUAGGGCUACGUACUUGCACACUGUAGUCACAGCGCUAGAGCGCUUGCCUCAGCCCCUGCGGCCCUUCUCCACAGCCCUCGUGCCUUCGGGCGCGCAGCGUCUAGCGCCCCACGCCCUCCCUCGUCACGGCUCACAGCCUAAUCUGUAGCGCAGCUAGCGCUGCAGCAGCAGCACCACCCCCACCUCACGCUCUCUCUCUCACAUGUAAUUGUGUACACCCCCACCCCCGCUGCACUCCUGCGCGAGACGUCGUGCGCAGGAUCACCAUUGGCGACGCUGCUGCCUGCUGCCGCUCGACACCACCCAAGCCACGCCCACGCCGCUGCCCUCACCUGUGCUGGGUGUGGUCUACUUUCCCACCGUCUGUACAUUUCUGAUUUCAACAAUGGCAAGGGGGUCAGCGCCGGAUGUAACGCUGCUAAUUGAUCAGUUGGAGCGGCACUGCUUGGCUCCCGAUGGAUCUCUUCUCUCCAAAUCCACCCACUACGAUCUCCAACUCGCAAGAGAGGAAAUGUCGAGAGAACGACUGCGUUAUUUGGAAGCAAUGGCAAUUUAUUGUGAGGCAAUAGGAAUGGUGGAGGAGUAUCAACAAGCUGUUUCAGUCGCUAACCUCGGAGGGAUCCGAGAUGUUCAGGUCUUAUACCCACAACUCGGCUUGAAGAACUUUCCUCAGGUUUAUGAGUCUCUUGAGCACCGGUUGGUUGUGGCAGAAGCAGCUCAAAGAUUGGGGCUUCCUCUUAUUUCCAAAGAUGGUGAGAUUCAUGAGGAAGAGUUAGAAAAAUGGAGUAUAAUGCCAUGAAGCUCCCUUGAUAGAACAAGUGCCAGUGUCACUAUCAGUUCAAACUCUAACUCAACAAAUUAUGCUAGUAGUUCUGCCAUUAGCAGUGCUGGCGUGGCAAGUACUGUUACUGAUACAGUUGAACCAGGAGUUGGUGGUGUUCCUAACCGCUUCCUUGGAAUAACAACAGCCUAUUUAUGGCAGACUCAGCUCCAACAAACACCGUCAUCCUUGUACAUGGCAGAUUACUAAAUGGCACUUUGCCAAGAGAUUGAGGCGCGCUUAAAAGCUAAAUGUGAUAAAUUAGCAGAUACCUUGGUGAUGGAUGUCAUGGAUUCUUCAUCCAGUAAUCAAAAUUUAGGUGCUCGGCUUCCAGAAAGGGUAAAGUUGAUUAUAGAGGAGAUUGAAAGAGAAGAAGCAGCUCUGCGGGAGGAUCUUUAUUCUGCAGACCGAAAAUUUGCAGAAUACUACAAUGUCUUGGAACAGAUAUUUGGCGUACUUAUUAAGCUUGUCAAAGAUUUGAAAUUGCAGCAUCAACAUACAUAUGAUGAACUGCAAAAAACUUGGCUGUGCAAACGAUGCGAGACCAUGAACGCAAAGCUGAGGGUUUUGGAGCACAUUCUCUUGUUUGAGACUUACACCAAGGAUUCAAUACCAGCUCUCAAUAAAAUAAGAAAAUAUCUUGUUGGGGCGACAGAAGAAGCUUCAAUUGCAUACAAGAAAGCUCGAGGCUUUGAUGCAACAAUCCCGCACCCAUUGAACAAAAAAACAAGAACACAGUCUGUUGGCUUUCCCUGGAAAUUAAUGCCCUCAAUUUUACCAGGUGACGCGUCUUCGUGAGUAUCAAGGUGUAGAUCCCCAUUUUGAUUCAAUUGCAAGGCAAUAUCAUGACGUUGUGAAGGUAAAAUAUCAUUUUGUUUUGCAAAUUUUCUCAUUCAGCUUUCCGUGGAUUCUCUAGCGUCUGUUUGGAUUAAGGAUUUUGUUUGGGGGAAGGAAAGGAAAAUAAGGAAAAGACUUAUUUUUCCUUGUAUUUUUCCUUCUAUAUAAAAUACUAUAAAAAAUAAAAGUUUAUUUUACUAUAACUGGAAAUUAGGAAAAACUAAAUGUCAAUGAUGUAUAAAAUCAAUUUUUUGUUCAUAGAUUUCGUAUAAUUUUAUUUUCUUUCUCAAUUUUCUUAAUAAUCAAACAUGAAAAUGUGCAUUCCUUCAUAUUUUCCUUUUCCUAAUAUUUUCCGAGUUCCAAAUGCGGCCUAAAUUUGUCUUUCUCCCUGUAGAAAUUGGAAAACAUGCAAUGGACGAUUCGCCAAGUUGAAAUGGACCUUAAACACCUCCCGGAUCAUCCAACCACUUAAUUCUUUUUUCUUUUUUUUUUUCCCAAAUGCCAUUUGUUUAAUCUGCUAAUCCCCACCCGCCCCUCCUUCCAAUAUAUGUAACCAUUUUUAUGCUGAAGCCUAUUGUAUUUCUUGUACAAUGGUAACUAGAGACUGGAAAAAAAAUCUUCUGAAAAAACUCAACUUCCCUUUCUUUC
Molecule: messenger RNA, 2306 nt
Organism: Malania oleifera
Lineage: Eukaryota; Viridiplantae; Streptophyta; Magnoliopsida; Santalales; Ximeniaceae
Product: AUGMIN subunit 4-like
Exons: 13
Coding region: 1032-1619 (195 amino acids)
Biological process (GO): spindle assembly
Cellular component (GO): HAUS complex
Molecular function (GO): microtubule minus-end binding
Source: RefSeq, a predicted model, not a curated record